This is a messenger RNA of Trichomycterus rosablanca, 2451 nucleotides long. RefSeq names its product chloride channel protein 2-like. Bases 1 to 2451 code for a protein of 816 amino acids. Gene Ontology annotation, molecular function: voltage-gated chloride channel activity. Gene Ontology annotation, cellular component: plasma membrane. The record is from RefSeq and is a predicted model, not a curated record. Gene Ontology annotation, biological process: chloride transport; transmembrane transport. The transcript has 22 exons. Lineage: Eukaryota; Metazoa; Chordata; Actinopteri; Siluriformes; Trichomycteridae.
AUGGAUGCUGAGGAUCCUGAGGAAAAGAUCGCACUUCAGUCUGAGAAGCCCAAGAUCCACGGGUACUACACCGAUGAUCCGAAAAGUCAGAUCCGACUCAGGCAGCGUCUAAUGGAGCUGAAACACCCAGAGCAACCUAACAAGAACUGCUCAGACAAGCUCACCAUGUUCACUCCUCAGUGGAGGAAGUUCUUGAUGUGGCGUUUUGGUGAGCAGUGGGUCUUCCUCAUCCUGCUGGCAGUCAUCCCUGGUUUCCUCAGCUGGGCCAUGGAUUUUGGCAUCGAAUUCGGCCUUCAAUCUACGAGGAAUCUGUACGAACUGGCACAUGCUAACGUCUUCCUGCAGUACUUGGCCUGGAUUUCAGUCCCUGUUGUGCUCAUCAUCUUCGCUGCUGCUUUUACCUACUUUGUCGGACCACAAGCUGCAGGAUCUGGAAUCCCUGAGAUAAAGCCCAUAGUGAAGGGGUUAAAGGUUCAUGAUCACCUGAGCUUAAAAACUUUGGUGGCAAAGCUGGUGGGGCUCACCUGUGCACUGGGCAGCGGGAUGCCACUGGGUAAAGAGAGUCCGUUCGUCCACAUCGGGGGUGCGUGUGCAAUGCAGUUGAGUCGUUUGAUGUCGUAUAUUAGUGGAGUUAAACGGAGUGAAGCUCGUGAUAUUGAGAUGGUGGUCGUUGGUUCUGCUGUUGGUAUCGCCGCUUGCUUCAGUUCCCCAAUCGGAGGCCUUUUGUACAGUAUCGAGGUAGCUACGUCGCUCCUCCCGGUGAAAUGUUAUUGGAAAGGAUAUUUUGCUGCCACCAUCAGCGCCUUCGUCUUCAGGAUACUGCAAGUAUGGAGCGGACAUCACGACACCAUCACCCCUCUGUUUAAGACCUUCUACCGUCACGAAUAUCCCUACCAGAUGGCAGAGCUGGUUACCUUCACCAUCCUCGGGGUUCUGAGCGGACUUGCUGGAGCGCUUUUCGUCUUCUUAAACGGAAUGAUGGUGCGAUUCAUCAGGAGUCCACGACGCAUCAGCAAGUUCCUCGUCAAGACGCGUGUUCUCUAUCCCGCUAUCGUCACUCUGGUCAUCGCCACCCUGACCUUCCCUCCUGGAUUUGGACAGUUCAUGGCGGGCGAGCUGACCCAGAGGGAGACCCUGCUCGCGCUGUUCGACAACCACACGUGGUCCAAACAUCUGGAGGCAGAUCAUUUCCAUGAGCACGACUAUUCGGUGGCCUAUAAACAUCCUCAGGUCAACGUCUUCGUCACGCUCACCAUCGCUUUUAUCAUGAAGUUGUUCAUGUCGGCGGUGGCGAUCUCCAUGCCCGUACCCUGCGGUGCUUUUGUACCAGCCUUCGUUGUGGGCGCGGGUCUCGGCAGGUUGGUGGGUGAAGUCACAGCCAUCAUCUUACCUGAAGCAGUUUAUGCAAACGGAACCGUCUACACUGUAAUUCCUGGAAGCUAUGCUUUAGCAGGAGCAGCAGCGAUGUCUGGCGCAGCCACCCACACCAUCUCCACCGCCGUGAUCGUGUUCGAGUUAGGCGGUCAGAUCAACUUUCUUUACCCAACAAUAUUCUCAGUAAUAGCUGCUAACAUGGUAGCCCAGUGCCUGCAGCCGUCGCUGUACGAUUCCCUCAUCCGUAUCCGGAAAAUUCCGUACCUCUCUGAGCCCAGCAUGGACCACCCUGACACGUCAGAAUUCCAGGUGGAGGACAUCAUGGAGAAGAACGUGAAAUACCUCACACUGACCUCCACCUACAGAGACCUGCAUAACAUCCUGCUCUCUAAACUCCAACAACUUCCGCUGGUGAAGUCCGCAGAGUCGAUGAUCUUGCUGGGAUCUAUUGAGUGUUCUCAGCUGCAUAAGCUGCUGUCCAACCAACUGUCACGCUCACGAAGACUCGAGUGCUUCAAGCAGGGAUCUCAGAACGACGAGCAAAAGGUCAGAAACCAGACAGGGGGCCCAGUACAAUUGCUGGGUAAUUACUCAGGGUUCAUUUGUAGAUAUUCCCAAGAUUCGGAUAUUAACCUGAGGAACCUUCUCUGCACCCACUCCACUGUGGCCAUAACGGAGGAGUCAGAUGUAGAUGAUCCCAUGAGCCUAACGGAGAUCAUCGAAUGGGAAGAGCAGCAGCUUGGUGAACAGGUCAACUUCGAGCUCUGCAAGAUUGACCCCGCCCGGGUCCAGAUCUUGGAGCAUACCUCCCUGCACAGGGUCCACAAUAUCUUCUACAUGAUGAGCUUGGACCUGGCAUACGUCACCAGUUUUGGAAAACUCAUUGGCGUUGUGGCACACAGAGAGCUACGAAAGGGCGCUGGGGACUACGUGAAGGAGCGAGGGAUUGAAACCCACCCGCCUCUGGUUUGCUUCAGAGAGAGCAUGACCAGGCUGAGAAAGACGACGACACCAGAAGCGACCGAGCUGCGCAAGCUACUGGGGAGCCAGAGCAACCUAAACUAUGCUGCCCCCUAG